Malus domestica (apple) is the source of this 2529-nucleotide messenger RNA. Lineage: Eukaryota; Viridiplantae; Streptophyta; Magnoliopsida; Rosales; Rosaceae. The record is from RefSeq and is a predicted model, not a curated record.
GUGUUACAGAUAUUAAAAAGGAUCAAAUCUCAAAGUACGUCAACAUUGUAUUGAUGUUCUCGUUGAGAAUGCCAUUAUAACUAUUGAACAUAAUAGGAUUUUGAUGCAUGACUUGCUAGAACAAAUGGGUAAGCAUAUAGUUUGGGAAGAAUCGCCCACUGAACCAGGCGAGCGGAGCAGAUUGUGGCAUCCUAAAGAUGUGUACCGUGUUCUAACUCAAAACAGAGGAACAAAGAAAAUUAAAGGCAUUGUGGUGAUAUUGCCCGUGCCAGAUGUGAUACCCCUGAAUACAAAAAGCUUUUCCAAGAUGGUGAAUCUUGAAUUUUUUAUAAUUCGUAAUGCAUACUUUUCUGGAUGCGUUGAGUAUUUACCCGACGAUUUGAGGUGGAUUGAAUUCGGUGGGCUUCAUUUCUGGGGAUCCAAUAUUCUUCAAAAGCAAAUACUUACAUUCAAUUUGCAACCCAAUUGUCAUCUCAGAAAUCUUGUCACGUUUAUUAUGCCAAACAGUGACAUCAAACAAUUGAAGGUGUUUCAGAAUUUGGCAAUGCUUACAUCCUUGAAUUUAAGUGGUUCCGAAUUCUUAGAAAAAAUUCCCAACUUAUCCGGAAGUCCAAACCUAAAGGAGUUGAUUCUAAAUGAGUGUAAACGUUUAGUUGAAGUUGAUGAUUCUGUUGGAGUCCUUGAUAAACUUGAUAGAUUAAGUCUUCAUGAGUGCUCUAGGCUUGAGAGAUUUGCGACGAGACUUAGAUUGAGAUCCCUUCAAAGCCUUAAUCUUUAUGGUUGCACAAGGCUCAAGAGUUUCCCAGAAAUAGAGGCUGAGAUGGAAUCUCUAGAGUAUUUGGACAUAUCAAAAAGUGGCAUAAGAGAAUUGCCUUCAUCAAUUGCAUAUCUUACUGGGCUUAAAGUUUUGAAAGCAAAUGAAUGUGAGAACCUUACAGUUACAUCAUUACAUCACAUUUAUGGGUUGCAACAUCUCGACUAUAUUGAAAUGGAUGGAUGCCCAAAACUGGUGACAUUUGGGAAGUUUUCAACUCGCUUAGAUACUUCACAUUACAACGGUAUUCCAUUAGCCCUUUUCAACUUACGCCAUCUUGAUCUUGGUGGAUGCAAUUUAUCAGAAAGUGAUUUCCUUGUGCCUCUUCAAUAUGAACCAUCCAGUCUUCAUUGCUGGUCCACAGUAACAUAUCUUGAUCUGUCGAGAAACAAUUUUGUUAGUCUUCCGGAUUGCAUUAGCAAUUUUGUCAUCUUGGAGCAGCUUAGAUUGCAAGGCUGCAAGAGGCUUCGGGAAAUUCCACAUGCCCUUCCACCAAAUCUAAGGGAAUUAUAUCUGGAUGAUUGCACAUCAUUGGAGAAAAUUCCAAAGUUGCCCUCGGGGCUUAGGCGUCUGCAGUUGACUAAUUGCUUUGGACUAAUUGGCGAUGAGGUGGCAAAGUUGGAAAAUAAUUGGUUGAACUGGAAUCAGGAAUCAUUACCAAGGCACAGAGGCCAGCCAAGAACAAAGAAAGCCAGACAAGGCUAACAGACAAGGAGAAAGCAACAGACAGGAAGAGACUCGGGAUUACAAUAAGACGCUGCCACAAAUGGCGAACACGUCAUCCCCAAAAAACACCAGCCUAAGCGAUCAAGUCGGAGGGUAAGGCAAACCAUCUUUGUUCAAAAUUCUAACAAAAGAAGUUGGGCGUCUCAACCCACACAGAGUUGCACAUCUCCGGAGUAAAAUUGCAGAUAACAAGACCCUCAUAAUCUCACAGGUCUCGGCUUGUGUCGGUUGUUUAAAUUUCUGGUGUAAGGCAAGAAAGUGAACUCAUUAAUGUUGUUGCUCUAGUUAGUCAGCCUGCUGUUUCUGCCAAGGAAUCGAGAAGUCUGUGCUCUCUUUGUGUUCCACCAUUGGAAGCUGGGAGUGAAGCAUGCAUUAGUUGUUGGAAUUGGACCUCAAAUUCUUCAACAGGUUUGAUAGAAAAAGUUAAAAGGGAAAUUUUAUUUGAACCCAUGUAACUUUUUUUCUACACUCCUCAGGUGUAUAAGCAGGCCGGCGUCACCGUUCUUAUCUAACAGGGUUGAAUCCAAAAUCUGCAUCUCUCUUCGUCGCUGCUGCUCUCCACAUUACAUUGUCCCUCACUCUUCUUGUAGUUGCCAACAUUGUCAACUUGGGAACUGUUCUGAAUGCAACAAUCUCCACCGCCGUGCCUGCUGCUUCGUCAUGGCAUUUGGAGUAACCCCGAACAUUCUCUGCGCAGAGGUCAUCCCUACCAGCAUCCACGGCCUGUGCAUUGCCAUCUGUGCCCUCACAUUCUGGAUUGGAGACAUCAUCAUCACUUACGCAUUUCCUGUCAUGCUCUCCUCCGUUGGAUUUGCUGGCAUCUUCGGAAUCUAUGUUGUCGGGUCCAUCGUUCCCGGAUACUUGUUUACUUGAAGGUGCCUGAAACUAAAGGCAUGCCUCUUGAAGUUAGCUGCUGCUGAUGCAUCUGUUGGAUUCCAAUGAUAACUGAUUUGAUUGUUUAGAGGGUUUGAAAGUUUGGUUUGGCUUUA